UGAAAAUGUUCACAAAUGUGAAUAAGGACUCAUUUUGUAAUGAGAUCUCUGCGUGUGGUGGCGAUACCAAUGAUAAUAAUAUGGUGACCCCCAGUGUGACCGAUGACCCCAGUUGUAACUUUUGUGUUACAGUUGUCACCAAUAUUAAGGAUAUAGUGAGCGGAGGGCCCACAGAGUUGGAGGUGAAGUACUUCGUUGAGGACGCCUGUCAUUACUUGGGAAGCUUUGAGAAUGAGUGCGUAAGUCUGGCCGACGAAUACCUCGACACUCUGUUUGCUUAUAUCCGACAAUCACUUCAACCGCAGAAGUUUUGUCAAUCGAUCGGAGCGUGUAAUACAACUGUUGCAGCCAUACAAACCAAUAGAGUGGCCGAUAUAUCAGAGGUGGUGAACAUAUUUCCCGCACAAAUGCCUUUAACUCCGCUAACAAAUGCUGAGCCCAUCGAAAGAGCGGAUGAUAUGGAGUGUAUUAUUUGCAAACGGAUUGUCAAAUACGUUGUCGACGAGUUGAAAGACAACCGCACAGAAGAGGCUAUCAUAGAAGCCCUCCAAAGGAUCUCGGAUGAUAUGGAGUGUAUUAUUUGCAAACGGAUUGUCAAAUACGUUGUCGACGAGUUGAAAGACAACCGCACAGAAGAGGCUAUCAUAGAAGCCCUCCAAAGGAUCUGUUCUCUGUUUCCUCAGAAGGAUCGCACCAAAUGUAACGCUUUCAUCGAUCAAUACGCCAACGAACUGAUCCACAUUCUGGUGGAAGAGGGCGACCCAGACCUCGCCUGCACUCUUCUCGGCGUUUGUGUGCCUUCGAGUGUAUGGAAAGCACUUCAACGACCAGAAGACGAAAGAGAAGGACUGAAAAACGAGACAAAGACUGCCAUCAAAUGGUCUGAAGUGGAAGUGGAGAGCGUGUCCAUUGAGUCGACAUCUGAUUCGGUCAACAAAAACAAGUUAUGCUUCGAAUGCGAACUUCUGAUGCAUUUCAUACAAAACGAAUUAUACGAUUACAAGAACGAGGAACAGAUCGAAGACUUCAUUGAACACAAACUCUGUCCCCGAAUGCAAGUCGUCAUCACAAAGGAAGCGUGCGAUACAUUCAUCCAACAGUACGGCCCACAAGUG
This is a messenger RNA of Oppiella nova, 1115 nucleotides long. Lineage: Eukaryota; Metazoa; Arthropoda; Arachnida; Sarcoptiformes; Oppiidae. The record is from the annotation of a GenBank genome assembly.